Molecule: messenger RNA, 717 nt
Organism: Fusarium mangiferae
Lineage: Eukaryota; Fungi; Ascomycota; Sordariomycetes; Hypocreales; Nectriaceae
Exons: 1
Coding region: 1-717 (238 amino acids)
Source: RefSeq, a predicted model, not a curated record
AUGAAGUCACUCAUCGACGAACUGAUUGAGCAUAUUUGGUCGCCCCCGCGAGGUGUCGAGCGCCAACACAAAAGCAGGAAGCAUCCUGACAAUCUUCAGUAUUACCGUCACUGGGGCUUCACAAUCUACCGCACGCACUAUAGCCUGGAGUCUGAUAGUGAUUGGAAUACACUUCUGAGUUCCCUGAAGCAGCAAACUAUGCUCGCAUUUGGAUACUUUGAGUGUAAAAAGGACGUAGACCAAAGCGACGUCCAGCUAAUCAAGAGUCUUUUUCGCCUUGACGCACGCGAAGACCCAUUGCUACUGAAAGGCCUCGAUAUCAAAGGUGUCCGAGAACUAUGUCGCGAUGAGGACUUGGGGGCUGAACCAGCCAUGACUGGUUACCUCUACGAUUUUGUUCUAGUCGCUGAUGAGUCGGUCUUGGAGGAUAUUACAAACGGCGAAUCAGUUGUCAAGGCGGUGUCCCUGAGUUGGUCUGAGGGAUUUUCGGGGUGGGGUUGGAUGAGAAUACCAACAGCCUAUCUCCUAGACCUAUGGAUGCUUCUCAGCCGGCAUUCAUUCGGUACGGAGUCAGUUCUCAGAUUCAAUGGGGCCGAGAAGGAUCUCGAUACCUAUGUAUGGCCCGGGGAUGUUUCUCUUCCAGGUACAGGACGGUUCUCGGAAGUUCGUCCAUUGCUUUCCCACUAUACUGGUCAAAGACCUGAUCGCACUUUCUAG